CCUGUCUGUAUAUUCUGUGAGCAGUGCAAAUGCAUUGCCUGUCUGUGCAGCCCCAGCUGUAUAUAAUAAGGAGAUCCUCUGGCUGGCAGGAUUCAGCUGUAGGUGAUAGGAAGUGGGUGAUUGGACCGUCCUAUUUCAUCAAGUUUACCAUAAAGGAAACCGAGUGCCGGAAAACCAAGAGGAAUAUGAAUCAGAUUGACUGCAAGUUCCUGGAGGAUGAAGAUGCACGCGUUGGCUUCUGUGAGGGCAGCAUAAUGACCAACUCCCGUACGGGCGAGGAACACAAGCAGGUUACCUGUGAAGUCUAUGAACCCAAGGUGGACAGGUCUCCUGCUGCCAGUUUUCGCGGAUCUUUUACGUACGUUGGUAAAGCAAAGGUGCGGUUUCAUGACGAGGGCCAAGAAGAGUCUGGAGCAGCUGGAAAAGCCUAUGAUGAGCCUCAUCCUUCCCAAAAUGGGAUAAAACCUGACCAUCCUCCAAAAGAUUCUUCUCACAAGGACCAUAGUGGCUCCUCUGAAGAGCACGGGGAGAAGAAACCCAGUGUCAGGAAGCCAAAAGGUUUAAUCCAGAACUUCCGCCUGAAUGAUUCUGAUGUUCUGCCAGCUCCCGCCAUCACCAUCAGCAUCCCCCCAUUGCCCACUCGUCCUGAGGUCAGAUCUGAGUUCAUUGAAUUCCCAGAAACAGAUUCCCACCUGCCCACCUGUCCUUGGACCAAGGAGGACAAACCUGAGAUUUUACAGUAUUUACCUCGUAAACAUAAUCAGGUCUCAGCCGAUGUUUAGGGCGCAGAGAAUAAAGUCUUGGUUGUUUAUACA
Xenopus tropicalis (tropical clawed frog) is the source of this 815-nucleotide messenger RNA. It is a transcript of the gene fetubl.3, whose product is annotated as fetuin B like gene 3. The transcript has 4 exons. The record is from RefSeq and is a predicted model, not a curated record. The coding region runs from base 30 to 782 and encodes 250 amino acids. NCBI's taxonomy places the organism in Eukaryota, Metazoa, Chordata, Amphibia, Anura, Pipidae.